GAACAGGCCAAGAACCUGUCUCAAAAAAUAAAAUAUAACAUAAACACAUAAAAACUGUGAUGUGUUCCUACUGCAAUCAGAAUAAAACUAAAUUUCACUCAGCAAAAAAAUUUUGAACACCUACAUUAAGGCACUGCUCAAUAGGAAAGGACAAAAAUAUUUGUCUUAAUGAAGAUUGUAUUUUAGUGAGAGGAAACGAGACAAUAACACCAUUAAAAAAGUUAAGUCAGAAAAAAAGGGCAUUGGAGGAAAAAAUAGGAAAGAGUGAUGGGUAAGGUUCAGGAUGUAAUGUCUUAAAUUAUUCACGUGCUCUGGCUUCACCUAACUACAAGUCCUAUGUUACCAUGUAUUUCAGUCCCUUACAUGCAAUACGCUUUCCUCUUCUCUGGGCCAUUGCAGGUGAUGUUUUCCUCUGCCUGAGUCCUUUCUUCCUUGUUUCAGCUCAAAAACUCCUUCCUUUGGGAAAACAUCCCACACUCGGCCAUAUUUGUAUUCUAGGCUCCCGCGGCACCAUGCUUCUCGCCUUCAAACACCACUCAUAUUUUGACUUUGUAUCUCCCUGGUAUUUAUUGUUUACAACGUCAUGUAAACUCCAUGAGUGCACAGGCAUGACCUGUUUCGCUCCCCGUGAACCCCGCGCCUACUUAAGACAGGGCCGGGUCCUACCCGCCCAACACGCCGAGAACCGGAAGUGUUGCGUUCGAGCCGGACGACCGGAGGAGGGAACCGCCGCACACAGGAAAACCGGAAAUAAACCGUUCCUGUCCGGAAGCCCUGAGAGGGAAACGCCUGCAAAGGCUGCCGGGAAGCGUGGUUUCUAAGUGGGCGCGUCUUUUCACUUGGAGUAAUUGCGCGUGCGCUGCCUCCGUCAGCCCGACCCGGGAACAUGGCCGUGCGGUCGCUGUGGGCGGUCCGGCGGCGGGGACGGCGCCUCCUGGCCUUGAGCACAGCGUGGGAGAGCAGGGGCUGGCUACUUCCAUUCAGCACCGCCACCCAGAGAACUGCUGGUGAGGACUGCAGUUCCGAGGACCCCCCUGAUGAGCUUGGGCCCUCCCUUGCUGAACGAGCCUUAAGGAUAAAAGCUGUUAAACUGGAGAAGGAAGUCCAAGAUUUAACAGUGAGAUACCAGAGAGCUGUAGCUGACUGUGAAAACAUAAAGAGGCGAACCCAGAGAUGUGUGGAAGACGCCAAGAUAUUUGGAAUCCAGAGUUUCUGUAAGGACUUGGUGGAGGUGGCAGACAUCCUGGAGAAGACUACAGAGUGCAUUUCUGAAGAAUCAGAGCCUGGGGACCAGAAGCUCACUUUGGAGAAGGUCUUCCGAGGGUUGUCACUUUUAGAAGCAAAGCUGAAGAGUGUGUUUGCCAAGCAUGGCCUGGAGAAGCUAACACCCAUUGGUGACAAAUAUGACCCUCAUCAGCAUGAACUCAUCUGUCAUGUGCCAGCUGGUGUUGGGGUGCAGCCUGGCACCGUGGCGUUAGUAAGGCAAGACGGCUAUAAACUUCAUGGCCGAACCAUUAGACUUGCCCAGGUAGAAGUGGCAGUGGAGUCUCAGAGAAGACUUUGAACAGGCCAUCAUCAGGAACUGACUGUUCUCCCAGAGUGCAGUCACCUGCCUUUCUUUUAUUUAUUAAACUAGGUUUGUAUUGUACAUGAAGUACUUCAUGUGAUAUGCUUUGAAUUUAGUCAUAUUGGCUUUAUUUAUAACAUAUUCUAUUGAUUUAAUGUGACCUGUUUGGUCUCAUCAGAAGUCUUGCCAUUGGGCAUUUGAACAAUGUCACAAGUGUUCUUGUGGCCUUUGUCAAAAUAUGUUUAGGAAAAUUAAUUUGGUACUCUGAUGACUUUGAAUCCAAAUUCCU
Lemur catta (Ring-tailed lemur) is the source of this 1856-nucleotide messenger RNA. It is a transcript of the gene GRPEL2, whose product is annotated as GrpE like 2, mitochondrial. NCBI's taxonomy places the organism in Eukaryota, Metazoa, Chordata, Mammalia, Primates, Lemuridae. Gene Ontology annotation, molecular function: adenyl-nucleotide exchange factor activity; protein-folding chaperone binding; protein homodimerization activity. Gene Ontology annotation, cellular component: PAM complex, Tim23 associated import motor. The record is from RefSeq and is a predicted model, not a curated record. Gene Ontology annotation, biological process: protein import into mitochondrial matrix; protein folding. The transcript has 4 exons. Bases 887 to 1564 code for a protein of 225 amino acids.